AUGGGCAUGGGAAUGAAUGGUGUGCAGAGCACGAGCGGCAAGCGCCAUUCGAACCGCAUGUCUCUGGUCAGCGUGAACUGGAGCCCACCUCAGGCUUCGCCCAUCCAGUCCCCCGUGCUCCAGCAGGAUCCACGCCAGCAGCAGUACUACCAGCAUCAGGCCUAUGCCUACCAGCCUAUGCAGCCCGGCCCUCUGAUUGGUCAAUUUCAGUCUCAGCCCUACCAGCAGCCCUUCCAACAGUUCCCCCACCCCCAGCAGCAACAGCCCCCACAGCAGCAGCAACAGCCGCAACAGCAUGGAGAGGAGCACGUCGAUACUAUUCCGACUGCUAUCGUGAUCAAGAACAUUCCCUUUUCGGUCAAGCGCGACUCCUUGCUUGCUAUCCUUGAUAACCUCGACAUCCCCAAGCCCUAUGCCUUCAACUACCAUUUUGACAACGGUAUCUUCCGGGGUCUGGCCUUUGCCAACUACCGAACAGCUGAGGAGGCCGAUUUGGUCUACAACUCUGUCAACGGAUUCGAGGUUCAAGGAAGAAAGUUGAGAGUUGAGUAUAAGAAGGUGAUGCCUGCGGCGGAGCAAGAGAAGAGAGACCAGGAGAAGGCUGCUGCCGCUGCUGCCGCUGCGCAGGAAGCCCUUCAGCGCAGAGAGAUGGAGAUUAUGGAGAACCAGUUGCUGGAACAGCAACAGGAAAGACAGGAGAGACAGCGUGAGCUAAUGGAACUGCAGAGUCGCGAGUUUGAUCGCACUCGCAACCGUGCGUCCGCAGCCCUGUUGGAGCGACGGGACUCGGGACGCAGUCUUUUGGAUCGCGACGACUCGUCUGGGUCGCUGAACCAAUUGGAUUUGAAUGAUGGAGAGACCCUGGCAUUUUAUGACCGCCUGCUCAUGUUCCGAGGCGAUGCUACGAAAGACGAUAUGAUCUUCCCCGAGAAUCUGAGCGCUCGUCAGCGCAGAAUUCUGCAUCUCAUUGCCGACAAGUUGUCGCUGCAUCAUUACACCGAGGGCGAAGGAAACCUUCGUCGAUUGAUCAUCAUGAAAACCCCUCCCCCCAACUCUGCCCUGGAUUCUUCUGCCGGCUCCGCAGGACCGGGCACCCCUACCAAGUAUAUGAAGCGCGAACAGUAUCUCACAGGACCACUGACCCAAGUUCUAUAUCUGCUCUCUACUUCUCAUGUUGAACAGCAACGCCCAAUGUCGUUUGCUGGACGCGGCUCUCUUCGCUCUGAAAGCCCGAUCUACAAAUCGCGCUCGCCUCUGCCUGAUAUUCCUUCCUCGACCACCUCUUCUAUCCUAUCUACCUAUACAUUUGCGUCAUCAACGACUCGGUCGACGGGCUCCGCUUCGCCCACACGAUCACUGUACAGAAAAUCGAUGGUGUUUGACGCGGCUACUGCAAGCAGCACGAUGAACACCAACCUGAUAUACCCCAUCCGCCAACCCAAGGGACCCGAGCCCGGAAAGGUGUUUACGAUUCGUGAACAGAAGCAGUUGCGCGAUGCAACCAUGAUCAAGCCUGCAUUCUUUUAA
Gamsiella multidivaricata is the source of this 1527-nucleotide messenger RNA. RefSeq lists its product as uncharacterized. Gene Ontology annotation, molecular function: mRNA binding. Bases 1 to 1527 code for a protein of 508 amino acids. Lineage: Eukaryota; Fungi; Mortierellomycota; Mortierellomycetes; Mortierellales; Mortierellaceae. Gene Ontology annotation, cellular component: cytoplasm; nucleus. The record is from RefSeq and is a predicted model, not a curated record. The transcript is spliced from 4 exons.